CCAUUGAUGUGUGCUAAUGAUGUUAUUAUUAAAGCGAAGAAGGAUUACGGGAUCACUAUUAACUAUCAUGUAGCAUGGAGAGCUAUUGAAGCUAGCGGGAUUUGUAUAUUUGGAGAUGAAGCAUUGUCCUUUUUCAUUCCUCACGUUGUACUUUCGCGAAGCUGGACGUUGUAAUCCCGAUAGUGUUUUCGACGUGGAAGUUGAUGAUGCAAAUAACUCGUUCAAGCGGUGCUUCUUCAGCUUUGGGGCAUCUUUAUCUGGAUUUAAGUUCUGUCGUCAAAUGCUCAUCUUGGAUGGCACAUUUUUGAAAGGAAAAUACAAGGGUGUUCUUCUAAGUGCCAUUGCGAAAGAUGCAAGAAAUGGUCUCUAUCCAGUUGCAUUUGUUAUUGUACGGGAUGAAAAUAUUUCUAAUUGGGAUUAUUUCAUGAAUCAUUUAAGAAUUGCACUUAAUACAUAUAGUGUUUUGACAUUUGUAUCUGAUCGACAACGAGGCAUUUUGGAAGCUGUUAAAAACAUUUUUCCCCAUUUUCAUCAUUCUUUUUGCAUUCUGCAUCUAGAGAAUAAUUUGAAGAAUAGGUUGAGUGGGAUGCCGCCUAAUUACAGGGAUAUGUUAGUAAGACAAUUUACAGCUUGUGCAUAUGCUCCAACCUAAGCAAAUUUUCCAUCAGAAACUUGACAAAUUGAAAUCAAGUGGUUCGAAAAAAGUUAUUGAUUUCUUGUCGAAGUUGCCUUUUGAUAAUUGGGCUUAUGCUUACUCUGAAACUUGUAGGUAUGGUGAGUUAUAUUCGAAUGUAGUAGAGUCAUGGAAUUCUGCAAUGAAGAAAUUCCGACAUCUGCCGAUUACAGAGUUGGUUGACUCCAUUCGGGGAUGGGUAAUGGAUAAAGUAUGUGAAAGGAUUACAGAAUCGAAGGGUAUCAAAACGAUGUAGUGUCCAGAGAUGGAAAAUGUGCUUAACAAUUUUGUGGAUGCUGGAAGGACAUGGAAUGUGAGAAGGUCAACUGCAACAGUUAUUGAAGUGCAUUCAGAUCCGCAUGUUAUUGUGGAUUUGUUUAGUAGAACUUGUACCUGUCGGAUGUGGCAAAUUACUGGUUUCCCUUGCUGCCAUGCAGCUAUUGCGCUCUUUAAUACCCCCGAAACAGAAUGAUAUACAUAUAUUGAUCCCUUGUUUUAUGCGUCGUAUUUCCGUAGCACUUAUUCGUUUCCAAUUCAUCCCUUUUUGGUGGAUUUUGAACAGGUUGAGCAGCCUAUUGUUCGACCUCCUUCUUGCCAGACGCGAAGGGGCAGACCGAAAAGGAAGAGAAUACCAUCUUGUAGUGAGAAUAUUAAGAAAAAAAUCAAGUGUGGGAGAUGUUCUGAGUUUGGUCACCAUAAUAGGAAGUCUUGCAACAAAAAUAUUUGAAUGUAAUAGACUCUGUUUUUCUAGGUGACUCUGUUUUUCUCUGUUUCUCUAGGUGUUUUUUACUGCACAUGACAGUAGUUUUU
Molecule: messenger RNA, 1483 nt
Organism: Erythranthe guttata (spotted monkey flower)
Lineage: Eukaryota; Viridiplantae; Streptophyta; Magnoliopsida; Lamiales; Phrymaceae
Source: RefSeq, a predicted model, not a curated record